UUUCGAGGAAGCUUGGGUCGAUGAAUUGUCAUCUUCCAGUACUACGACAUCUAGUACAUGGAACACUACCGAAGGGGUGACCACGCCCUCAACAACCAUAACUAGUCUGUCCUCUACAACUCCGACUACCAAGGUCACUGAGACUCCUACUACGACGGAGAGCCUCGAGGAAGUUUGGUUGGAAGAGUCGUCUUCUUCCAGUACUACGACUUCUAGUACGUGGAUCACUACCGGAGAGGCGACCACGUCCUCAGCAACCACAACUACUCUGCCCUCUAUAACUCCGACUACCGAGGUUACUGCGACUCCCACGACGAUAGAGGGUCUCGAGGGAACUAGGGUCGAUGAACUGUCUCCUAGUACUACGACACCUACUACGCCGGCCACUACUGGAGAAGCGAUCACGUCCUCAACAACCACAACUACUCUGUCCUCCGCGACAAUUUCCACUACCGAGGUUACUACGACUCCUACUAUGACGGAGAGUCUCGAGAAAGUUUGGGUUGGGGAAUUGUCUUCUUCAAGUACUACCAUAUCUACUACGCCGAGCACUGCUGAAGAAGCGAGCACGUCCUCGACAACCACAACUACUCUGUCUCCCCCUAAAACUCCGACUACCGAGGUUCCUGCGACGGAGAGUCUCGCGGAAGUUUGGGUCGAUGAACUGUCCUUUCCCAGUACUACGACAGCUAGUACAUCGACUACUACUGAAGAAGCGAUCACGCCAUCAACAACCACAACUACUCUGUCCUCCGCGACAACUUCGACUACCGAGGUUACUGCGACUCCUACUACGACGGAAAAUCUCGAGGAAGUUUGGGUCGAUGAAUUAUCUUCUUCUAGUACUACGACAUCUACCACAUCGACCACUGCGGAAGACGCAACCACAUCCUCAACAACCAUGACUACUCUGUCCUCUACAACUCCGACUACCGAAGUUGCUGCGACUUCUACUCUGACUUCCACGACGACAGAGGGUCUCGAGAAAACUAGGGUCGAUGAAUUGUCUUCUUCUAGUACUACGACAUCCAUUACAUCGACCACUACUGAAGAAGCGAUCACGUCGCCAUCAACCCGAACUAUUCUCUCCUCCGCGACAACUUCGACUACCGCGGCUACAGCGACUCCUACUACGACGGAAAUUGUCGAGGAA
This is a messenger RNA of Perkinsus marinus ATCC 50983, 1153 nucleotides long. Its product is annotated as 60 kDa glycoprotein type IIdA22G1, putative. The annotation marks the transcript as partial. The record is from RefSeq and is a predicted model, not a curated record. Lineage: Eukaryota; Perkinsozoa; Perkinsida; Perkinsidae. The transcript has a single exon.